AUGGAGGGUUGUGGUGCUGCUGUUGAUGCUGGUGCUGUGCGAAACCGCCGUGUAAGGGCGGCGGCGGGGACUAGGAGGAGGAGCCAGAAGCCGUACAAAGGCAUAAGGAUGCGCAAGUGGGGGAAGUGGGUGGCGGAAAUUAGAGAGCCUAAUAAAAGAUCAAGAAUCUGGCUGGGAUCUUACUCCACAGCUGAGGCGGCGGCCAGAGCCUAUGACACGGCGGUGUACUACCUCCGUGGCCCCACCGCCAGACUCAACUUCCCUGAUGAAAUCUCUGUCGCAGGGCCCAAAGACCUCUCCGCAGCAGCUAUACGGGCAAAGGCGGCGGAAGUCGGCGCCCGAGUUGAUGCACUCCAUACUAACAGUUUCUCUGCGGCUGGUGAAUUUGGAGAAGAGGAGCACGCAAACAAAUCCCUCAAACCUUCUUGGUUUCAAGAGAUUGUUGACCUGAACAAGAAGCCUGAGCCCGAAGAUUCAGAUGUUGAUUAUCGGUGA
Fraxinus pennsylvanica is the source of this 495-nucleotide messenger RNA. NCBI's taxonomy places the organism in Eukaryota, Viridiplantae, Streptophyta, Magnoliopsida, Lamiales, Oleaceae. The record is from the annotation of a GenBank genome assembly.